Messenger RNA from Scylla paramamosain (green mud crab), 2097 nucleotides. RefSeq lists its product as uncharacterized. The coding region runs from base 217 to 966 and encodes 249 amino acids. NCBI's taxonomy places the organism in Eukaryota, Metazoa, Arthropoda, Malacostraca, Decapoda, Portunidae. The transcript is spliced from 3 exons. The record is from RefSeq and is a predicted model, not a curated record.
CCUGUGACAGCAUCAAGCUAAGUGAAAAGGCCGUCACGUCUGUUUAAAGACAAUUAUUGACAUGCCGAAGAUUCUUGCGCGUGUACUGUGCAAAUAAAAAUUGCAAGAUAAGUCAAUAAACGGAACUGUCGUGUACUGUACGCGUGCCUUCAAACAACAAGAUGAGUCAACAAACGGAACUGUCGUGUACUGUACGCGUGCUCGCUCUCAGACAAGAUGGCGACCGCCAUCCACCUGCUGGCGCAGCGGGUGUCGCGCUGGUGGUGCCUCGGGAAGGCGCGCUUCUGUCCCAUCGUGACCGUGGAUCUCGAUCCUGCGCGGCGGGAAAAGGUCACUGACGCGGUCACUGAAUAUCCUCACUGCUGCGUGACAGUGAACUGGGAAACCAUCAAACAAGUGGACGCCGAUUGCUUCGUGAAGAUCAAAGUGAAGAGGAACAAGAAGACGAUUCGAAAGCAAGCCAUCGAUGCCAGACGUCUCCUUGAGUGUUUGCAGGAUCUGCGACCCGCGCCUGGCAGGAUUCACGUCGCCUUGGACGUGUGCUCUUAUCAUCCACUGAGUGUGAGACUGGAAGUGAACACUGACGAAGGACGAGAACCUGAAGACCGCAACGGCAGCUCCUGUCCCCUUACCGAGUCUCAGAUCCCUCAGGAGACACUGGCUCCCUCGCCUCCGCUGGUCUGGCUGCAGCACUGCCCUCGCCCACAACAGUCGUCCCCGGCAGCCAGCCAAAAUCUCCUCAUUGAGACGCAUUGUGUUCGGCGCAUGUGUGAUGGAGGCUGGCCACGGCGUCGCUCAGCCAAUCAGGACGACCAUCUCCGUGACUCGGCCUCGCAACAAGUGCUGCCCGCGGCUCACUCGUUCUCACAAGGUCGCCACGUUUGGCUUCCAGCAAACCAGGGUAAUCUUGGCCAGGAAGACUUACACAUCGUACAGCGCCGCCGUGGACCUCGAGCACAUGUUUAAGUGCCCCAAUAAGUAUCCGGACUCGUGCCUGGCCAAGAUUUCCGUCCGUUGUCACCUCGGACAGAUGCACUUCGCCCAAAUCGGCCUGGAGGACUUCCUGGAGCAGCUGAUGUGUCGCGGACCUCCCGAGGAGUUCUUUUUGUUCGUGCGCAAGUGAAAGGUGUCCCUCAAGCCGGUGGUGCUCGGGAUGUCCUUAGGAAGUGAGGAGUCGGCUGCGUCCGACGAGGAGGAGGACGCGGUGAAGAAAUAGCAGAUUUAGUCAAGGGAGGCACAGAUGGACUAGAACGACACCAAUGAGAACAGAGACAGAGACAAGCAGUGGAGUGCAGAUUAUUACGUGGACACUGACGAAACGAUCGUGUCGUGGCUGGCGGGAAGUACAGCGGUGGAUGAUGCAAGAGGCGCCCAGAGUGAAGAUCAGCUGAACGACGCGCCUGACCCAUACAGGGAAACAAAAGAGUUGUGGAUAAAGAAGGAAAAGUUGAAGGCGGAAGAGACAGAACAUGACUGAGGACAAGAAGAGAAUGUUCAGACAACUGUCAGAGGAGAAACUGAAAAGGAUUGCGGACGAAGAAGCAAAGAUGGAGGCAGCUGGUAGGGGAGAGGAGCAAGUUGAAUAUGGACAAGGGGAUGAGGAACCAUCUGAUGAAGGCAAGGACGUAGAGGACUGUGGCCCAGUAGAGAGAACUGAAGCACCUGGUGGAGCAGAGAGGCGGCACGACUGUGGACAAAGAAGGAAAGGCGUAAGUACCACGUGGAGGAGGAAAUCCAAGGAACUGUGGCCAAACCAGCAAAGGUGGAAGCAGCAGAUGAGGGAGAGAAUCAGCAGAGAUAAGGAUGAGCGCAGAAGGCGGAAGCAACUGGUAAGGCAGGAAAUGAAAAGGACUGCGGAGGAAGAAGUAGAGGAGGACGCAGCAAGAGAAGGAAAGAAGCAGCAGGAGAGGCGUGACAGAGGCACCACUCUGGGGCAGGCUUGGGUGUGCUGCCGCCGGGUCUUGUGGGUCACGCUGGCCGUUGUCUUCCUCCUGGUCCUGAUAGAGCCGCUCCUGCCGUCAUUCCCCGACGAGCGCUGAGGCUGCGGCGAGGGGCGCGGCUGAGGGAAAGGGAGAAUGUUGUGAAGAAUAAAAUGCU